Cyclospora cayetanensis is the source of this 795-nucleotide messenger RNA. RefSeq lists its product as uncharacterized. NCBI's taxonomy places the organism in Eukaryota, Apicomplexa, Conoidasida, Eucoccidiorida, Eimeriidae. The coding region runs from base 1 to 795 and encodes 264 amino acids. The record is from RefSeq and is a predicted model, not a curated record. The transcript is spliced from 5 exons. Gene Ontology annotation, molecular function: protein binding. Gene Ontology annotation, biological process: cytoplasmic translation.
AUGCCGUCUUCCCAGGGGAACCUGCAAGAGCAGGCCGAUGAAAUGGAAGCCUUAAGUGCCCUCCUUCCCCACGAGGGGGAGUUUUUGCAGCUCUCGCCUACAUCCUGUGUCAUUCGAAUGCUGCCCUUCGGGGAACGAGGCGAGGGGGAUCCUGAGAAUCGCGUGAUGGUGAAAAUGCGUUUCAGCUUCCCGCCAGAGUAUCCCGAUACCCUCCCCGAGUGGUCCUUUGAAAGCUGGCGAGGCUUUCAAGAGGAGGAGCUGAACAAUCUCAAAAAGGAGAUCGAGCUGGAUAUGCAGCGCAACCUUAGAAGCCCUAUGCUCUUUUCUAUUGCAGAACUUGCAGUCGAGUGGCUGCGGGAGAGGAAUGCGCCGCCGAAAUCCAUGUACGAUCAAAUGAUGAGUCGGCAGAAUGUCGGCUGCUCUGAGGAGGUGGAAGAUGCGUAUGAUUCUGAAAAGCGCUCAGAAGAUGCAGCAGGCGUUCAUCAGAGCGAAAACGAGAACUCCGUUGAGGGGAGGCGGGGUCCAUCUGAGAAGACGCUUUGUGCCGCUUCUGAGCGCUGCACGAAGCAGGAGUUCGAGGCUUGGGCAAGUGCCUUCCAGCUCGAAAUGCAACAAAAAAACAUUUGGAAAGGGCUAGCUGGGAAAGGUGUCAAGACAGGCCGGCAGAUUUUCCUCGAAAAUGCUGCUGCCGCCUCGGCUGCUGCCGACGAAGAGGGUGAUGAUGCGGAGGCAUCUGGUGAGAAUCCAAGACUCUUCGAAGACGGCGACAAGGACGAGCUUCCAGAAGACGAGUAG